Molecule: messenger RNA, 2462 nt
Organism: Acanthoscelides obtectus
Lineage: Eukaryota; Metazoa; Arthropoda; Insecta; Coleoptera; Chrysomelidae
Source: the annotation of a GenBank genome assembly
AGACGCACCUCCGCCGCUAACAACCACCACCGCGCCCGGCGACCCCCCUCCUUUACAGCCCGCUACCCCUCCGCCCGCCGAAAUCCCACCAAUGGGCGUCGUUCCCGACGAUCUGACAGCCACGCCCACCGUGGUCGUAACGGCGUCUGGCGACCCCCACCACCAUCACGCGCAUCCCCACCACAACCAGUCGGAAGAGCCGCCGGCUCCGCCUUCCACGCCCGGUACCGCCCCUGACGGGAGCGGCGGUACAGGCAGCGACGGCGCGGGUAGUGAUCCGGAACACGACGAGUUCGCGCCGAAGAGGAAACAAAGGAGGUACAGGACGACGUUUACUAGUUAUCAGUUGGAGGAGCUCGAGAAGGCGUUUUCGAGGACGCAUUAUCCGGAUGUGUUCACCAGGGAGGAACUGGCAAUGAAAAUAGGCUUAACUGAAGCUAGAAUACAGGUGUGGUUCCAGAAUCGGCGCGCGAAAUGGCGCAAGCAAGAAAAGGUCGGUCCCACCGGCCACCCGUACAAUUCGCCGUACCUCAAUCCGUCAACUGGAGCUUCCGCUCAAUCCGUGGUCGCACCGACGUUGCCGAAUCCGUUCAGUUUGCCUUUCGGUCUCCGGAAGCCGUUCGAUUCAUUGGCUGCCUUCCGGUACCCGCCGCAUGCGAUGUUGCCGGGGUACUUGCCGUCGCCUCCGUCGUACCACCACAGAGGGGCGCCACCGCCGCUCUUGCCACCUUCAGCUCAUGCCGUGGGUCUCUACCCGUCGGCCAGCUCCUUCCAAACCCUGCUGGCGAACAUCUCGGCUGCUCAAAGACCAAAACAAGAGUUCUCAACUACUCCCCCUUUAUCACCUGGAAGUGGUUCCUCAGCCUCUGGACCGCCUGAAGUCGACAGAAGAAGCUCCAGUAUCGCCUCUCUGAGACUGAAAGCGCGCGAACAUGAGUUGAGGUUAGAAAUGCUCAGGCAGAACGGCGAUCUCAUUAGUUAAUGUUGGUGUUGGUGAUCAACGUGUUGUUAUUGUUGAAUUUGUACUAAAGGUUGUUUCAGAAAUUGAGGAGGGUCUUUGAGAUUGAUUUACAGCGCACACUGAAUAAUAUGACAGGUUCUUAAAAGAAACCUUAAAUAUCCGGUUCUCGAAAAUUACCAUCUGCUUAGGCUAGCGCCCAGGACGUAAAAAUAUAAAUAAUGCAUUAAGGCAAAGUAAUAAAAAGCUCAAACAUUGGUCUACACCUGUGAGAAGCUAUUUAAACUUGUUACAUUAUUUUUGUGUGCUCUAUAUAAAUUUAAAAGAUUGUCACAUAUUAUGGAACAUCUUGUAUACAUUCUAUAUGUUACAGAAACGAUUUUUAUCAAAUUUCACAUCGUUUGUAAGGAAUUUACGUUGGAAAAAUUGAAAAAAAAACUUGCUACCCAUGAGAUUCGAACCUGUGACCAUCGCGUCCGUAAUUACUAAGCGUAAGAAACCACUUGCGAUCGGGAGGUUGUGAGUUCGAGUCUCCUCGGUGGCGAAUUUUUUUUUCACUUGCCUCUAUGUUGAAUUUUCAGAAGCUAUGGUGUUUGUGGAAAUAUGGAUUUUUAUUUGAAUAGUAAGUUGAAAUUCUGUUAUACAGAAGCGGAUUUUAUAUAAUCCAGAUUUUAUUUAACCGUUUCGGAUAUAAAAUAUCCAAAGUUUGUGUAGAAGUAAACGAAUAUACUUAUAAAACAUUUUAGAAUUUGUCAGAUGUUGACGUGGUGAUGCGUCUAAGACUGACUCGCCUUUAGACUGCGGCCUUGAAUGAUUUUUCGCAUAUCAAUAGCGAUAGUGCAAGUUGCGGAAGCGUCAAUUUGUAGAUUCAUAUUUUGAAAAUUUCUUACUGCCUGAGCCAGAAAAUUAGAUUCGUACCAAGUCUACGUGUGAACCUUGCAAGAGGGUAUUUUUGAACCACGUUUAUAAAAAAGGGUACAUUUUGCUUUAAGUUAACAAUAGCUGUGCUAUUUGAGUUGAUGUGGCUUCAUAUGCGUUAUAAUUUUUUAUCAUCGGCAGUAAGAAAUAUUCGUGUUUUUGUAAAUAAUGUGUACUUAGUGAAUAAUAGAUAGUACGUACUAUAUUGAAACCAUCCGUCCUGUAUGUAAAUAAAAUUCUGAUAAUAAUUUUAUUUAUUGAUAGCUCAGAACAAAGAUAUUUUACGAAUUCAGUUGAGCAUUACAAGUUGUUGAAAUCUAAAUAUUUUUGCAAUUUUUGAGUAUUCAUUAUUUGCUUUAUUUACUAAAAAAAGAUAAUAAAAAUUAUUUUUAAUCAUAGUGUCCUGCUAUUUCAUGGAACGUACUCUUGUAGAUUUUAUUUUUUAUACAUAUGUAUAUGUAUUAUUAGUUAUAUAGUUCGAUAGUAUCUACUUUUAUUUUUAUAAACUAAUUAUUGUAAUUAUUACGUAUUUGCAAUAAUCGUACUGUUAUUAGCGACUUAUGAAUAAUAAUGGCCUCAAAUGAUC